Mus pahari (shrew mouse) is the source of this 3187-nucleotide messenger RNA. RefSeq names its product RAB5B, member RAS oncogene family (gene Rab5b). The transcript is spliced from 6 exons. Bases 229 to 876 code for a protein of 215 amino acids. NCBI's taxonomy places the organism in Eukaryota, Metazoa, Chordata, Mammalia, Rodentia, Muridae. The record is from RefSeq and is a predicted model, not a curated record. Gene Ontology annotation, molecular function: GTP binding; GTPase activity.
UAGAGGCGGAGGUCCCGAGAGGAGCGCCGCCUGGCCUGUGGCAGAGGCGGGUCGGGCCGACGCCAGGGCUCCAGAGCCUCCUGGAGAGGGCAGAAGGGGCUGUCCCGCAGGCCUAGUGGGCGCCGAGGAGGACUGUUGAGGCCUGGAAGUCCCUCCCCUUCCCCUUCCCCCUUUGCCGCUUUGUGGCAUUCCCCUCCCUCUACCUUCUCCUACUUUGAUAACCUGGCUAUGACUAGCAGAAGUACAGCCAGGCCCAAUGGGCAACCCCAGGCCAGCAAGAUAUGCCAGUUCAAAUUGGUCCUGCUGGGGGAGUCUGCGGUGGGGAAGUCUAGCCUGGUGUUACGUUUUGUCAAAGGACAGUUCCAUGAAUACCAGGAAAGUACCAUUGGAGCGGCCUUCCUCACCCAGUCGGUGUGUCUAGAUGACACAACAGUCAAGUUUGAGAUCUGGGACACGGCUGGGCAGGAGCGGUACCACAGUUUAGCCCCUAUGUACUACAGGGGUGCCCAGGCAGCAAUCGUGGUCUAUGAUAUUACUAAUCAGGAAACGUUUGCUCGGGCAAAGACAUGGGUAAAGGAACUACAGCGGCAAGCCAGCCCUAGCAUUGUUAUUGCCUUGGCAGGGAACAAAGCUGACCUUGCCAACAAGCGCAUGGUGGAAUAUGAAGAGGCUCAGGCAUAUGCAGAUGACAACAGCUUAUUAUUUAUGGAGACUUCAGCUAAGACUGCUAUGAAUGUGAAUGAUCUCUUCCUGGCAAUAGCAAAGAAGUUGCCAAAGAGUGAGCCCCAGAAUCUGGGGGGUGCGGCAGGCCGAAGUCGGGGCGUGGAUCUUCAUGAGCAGUCCCAGCAGAACAAGAGCCAGUGUUGUAGCAACUGAGGGGGUGGCUAGCAGCAAAUAUGUAUGGAGUUAGCACGAGAGCUAAGAAAUAACCUCCAUCCCCACCCCUCAGCACACUGAGCCCUGGCUCCCAAGGGCUGCCUCCCGACAGCUCCGUCAUGGCACUUUUUAAUGCUUCAGCAACCAACACCAGGCAGCUGUUGCCACGACUAUGCCCUACCUGGGGUUUGGGGUCACAUCUCCCCAGGACCUUCCUUCCAAAACAAACUUUCUUCACUUCGUGUUCUAGGUGCAAGACAGUGACCCCCUCAUUGUCCCCCCACCCCCAGUGUUCCCCAGUGUUUCAGAGAAGACUUUUGUCUCCUGCCUCCCAUCCCACCUCUCAUCAUGACUCCCUCUUGUUGAUCCUGUUUCUCCUCCUGACAAGAUGAUAAAGGGUAAUCCCAGGGACUGAGAAGGGGGGAUAUACUUUUAGUUACAUUAAAGACCUUGUAGGGAGGGUAAGGCUCACAGCAGGAGGGAGUGAGGAAACAUUUCUUUCUCAUUUUAUCUGGUAAGAGUUUCUUGUCUAUGAAACACUGUGGCACCAAUGAGUUGGACUUGUGGAGGGUGUUCCUAGGUAGGAGUGAGAACAGGGAGUCAAUCUCGCAGGCACUGAAUGGGAGUUUAUUAGUUAAUAAGACAAAGGCCGAGGUGCAGUGUCAUCCGUGGCUCUGGAACUUGUCCCAAGGCUGUUUUCCCUUUUGUCCCCAUCCACUAACCCCACUCGAGUGUGGGGAUUGGACCUCAGAGUGCUCCAAAGAAUCUUCACUGGUUGCCUGCACCUUUAGCUCUGCUGUGAUCUAAUUGGAGGAGGUACUCUGAUACUGUCCUCUGAGGCCUGUGUAUACAUAGGCAUUUCCCCUACCCUGGCCUUGAGAUGGCCUUAGCCCCGGACACCAUGCCCCUGCAGUUUGCACUUUAAUUGAUGCUAGUUCAGUCAAGAUACAUGUUUUUUUUUUUUGGGGGGGGGGGUAUUGAUUUACCUAUCCUUCAACCGUUUUAAUUAAAUGGAAUCUACAAUGAAUGAGGUUUGGCCCUAUAGAAGACAGUAACAGUGGCAGCUACUCAAAUCCAGUCUCCACUGCUAGCUUCCUCUGAUUCGUACCUCUGUUCUUGGGUAUAGGUUUGUCUGAGCAACUGGGGAGUGGCCUCGGAAUAGUAUGGGCCAUGGUAGUGGAGUAAAGAAGGUCAGGCAAAAGGAGUGUUCUAUCUUCCCAGGGUUCACAUUCAGUUUGCUAUGUCUUAACAUGUCUUUUCUACUUCCCUGUAAAUACGUGUAAGUCUUCUUUAUUCUCUGUACAGACUGCUCUGCCUCCUGGUUCCCAUUAGCCCUCUUCUCCUUUCGUUAUAUCUUGGUUUAGUUCCUCCUUCAUUCCCCACUUACUCUUACUUACUCCAUGUACCACUAGGGGCUCCUUCACAAAGGCUGCUUGUCCAAUGACAGGGCAGCUAGAAUUGAAGGUGCCUCACAACUGCCUUGUAUCAUCAGAGGGCUUUGGUCCUUCCUAAGUCUCUGGCCUCUCUGUCCUAUAUUAGAUGUUUGAGGGUGUCUGUGGGAAGCCAUCAAAGCAAGAGGAAACUUGGUAUUUUAGCCAGAGUUUGGGAGAAACAUGCAGAGGAAAGGAAAGACCACAGUAACCUCGAGUUGAGCCUUUCUGCCCCUUGGGCUCAGAGACUGACUGUGUUCCAGAGCAGCUGAGGAAUCCAUGAGGCCAAGAUUCUCAAGGACCCAACUUAGGUUCCUCCACUUAGGACUCAAUUCUCUUCCUUUUCCAGGGGCAGCCUUAGUUCUCAUGGCCCUGAAACAUAUAUUUACUUUCCUAGAACCUGUUCAUCUGCAAAAUACCCAGGCGCAUCCUUUUUACAAGUGGAGGCUCAAGGGAAGCUCUCCAAGUCUCUUAGAAACUUAAUUCCUUCUCUGCAAAAGUGAAGAUGUUUUAUUGCCUUGGGGCUGGGAAACCAUUUCCCUAGGCUUUCCCCUCCCUCCCUCCCUCCCUCCCUCCCUCAGGAACAGUAUUGGCCUUAGUUCCUGGGCCUAUCUGCUGCCUUCCCUCUCCUCCUGCCAGCUCUUCUGCCUUCGUUGGAGCUCUGUUGGGCUUGAGGGGUUGGUUUUGUUUUCUCCCCACCCUCCCCUGUUACCUUUUUUCUUUUGAUCAGUUUUUAGGGGGAGGGCUCAUCUUUUUUGCCUUUAUAUUUCUUUCCUAAGGAAGCGUUUGCCUUUCUUUCACUCUCCUAACAUAACAAUCGUGGUAACAGAAUGCAACUGCUGAUUUAUCGAUGUAUUUAAUGUAAGUAAAAAAGGAAAAAA